UGGUCGAACAGGAGUAGGAGCACUGUCAUCCAUUGGUAGAGCGAGAGCGCUUUUGCUGCGCCGAGAGCAGCCAGGAGCAGUUCUGUCUGCUCCCUCUUAAAAAGCGGAGUGAGUGGAAAACGCAGGAAACCACGUGUUUGGAACGUCAUGUCCGGACAUACCCUCUCAGCAAUCCUCCUCACUUGUUUACAUUUUGCGGCGUCGUGUCGGGCGGUUAUGGCGGCAGCGAAGCGUGCGUGGUGCUCGGGCUCGAACGAUUUUAACGUCGUAGCGGCAGAUUCUGGCAGUGAACGUCCACCUUGCCUGCCUUCAGAUUCACGGAUGGCGGAGGCAGCAAAACGUCGUCGUCUUGCCGAAGUAUUUGACGAGCUAGACGAUGUCAGCAGCGAUAGCUGCUGGAGCUCUACGUCCGAGUCGAGUUCAAGCAGCAGCGACGAUGACGACGAAGUGUAUGCAGCAGCGUUUCAGCAGCUCUUUUCUCUGCCAGAGCGAAGGCCGAAAGUGGAAGCAUAUGUUACAAAGACGGUGGCUAGCUACUCCGACGAGGAGUUCAAAAGAAAUUUCCGCGUCACGCGGCCGGUCGUGGACUUCUUGGCAGCAGAAUUCGCCAAGUCACCGCACUGCCCUCAGAACAGUGAUCAUGGUGGCCUGCCUGCCAAGUCGGCUGAAGAACACAUUCUCUCCUUUCUUUGGUAUGCAGCCAACAAAGCAUGCAUUAGAGAUGUCGCUGGCCGCUUUGAAGUCGCAGAAAGCACUCACCACAGAAUGAUGGGCCGAGUAACUGCAUUCCUGCUCGACAUAGCACCGAAUGUAAUCAAGUUCCCCAGUGACCUGCAGAAGCUUGCUGUGGAUUUUGAGAAGGUAACUAUGCUUUUGUAAACAUGCUAUUUAAGGUAUAAACUACAGUUUUUUUCACACCAAUGUCA
This is a messenger RNA of Rhipicephalus microplus (southern cattle tick), 926 nucleotides long. Its product is annotated as putative nuclease HARBI1. NCBI's taxonomy places the organism in Eukaryota, Metazoa, Arthropoda, Arachnida, Ixodida, Ixodidae. The record is from RefSeq and is a predicted model, not a curated record.